This is a messenger RNA of Candida tropicalis MYA-3404, 846 nucleotides long. Its product is annotated as Golgi transport complex subunit. The coding region runs from base 1 to 846 and encodes 281 amino acids. The transcript has a single exon. Lineage: Eukaryota; Fungi; Ascomycota; Pichiomycetes; Serinales; Debaryomycetaceae. The record is from RefSeq and is a predicted model, not a curated record.
AUGGACCACGUGACACAAAUCAUGUUUUUGCGUGUAUUGAGACCAAAUAUUUUUUUUUUUGUUUUCAAUCUAUUAAACUUGUUGUUCAUUUCUUAUGGUAUUAAUCAUAAAACUUCAAACACCAUGAGUACUACCACGACUGAUGAGUCAUUGUCUAUGUUUUUUGAUGAUGAUUUUAAUCCAUCUGCAUAUAUUGAUACAUUAGUUAAUUCAAUUACCAAUCAAAAUACACCACAUAAUACAACCACACCAAUAUCAGCAUAUUCCAAGAAUUCAUUAACCAAAUUAUCAAAUGAUAUUUCACAUUUAAUUACUCAUCUAGAUUAUUAUACUAAUGAAUUGACUAAUGAGAAUUUACAAUCAAAGUUAGAUAUGUUGGAUAAAUCCAAUGUUAUUAUUAAUAAUAGUGAAGAUCAUGGAACCACUAGAUUACAAUAUCAUGUACAUGUUUUAAAUAAUGCCGUGCUUUCAUUACAAACAGAAUUAACAGAGGUUAAUAAACAGUUGGAUAAUUCAAAUAUAAAUAAUGAAGCUAUACAAAAAUUAAUUCAAUUAAAACAAGUCAAGGCUAAUUUGAAUCAAGUUUUAAAAAUAUUUGAAUUGGUUAGUAAUUCAAUAUCUCAAAAACAAUCAUAUACAGUUGAUGAGUUUCAAUAUGCAUUAGAUGAGUUGUUUAAUUCUAUAAAACAACAAUUACAAAGUAAUACUAAUAAUGAAAAGUUACUACAACAUGUCGAUAAACUUUUACAAUUGAAUAACUUCUUCAAUCAUAUAUCGAAAUUUAAUCCAAUUUUUAGAAAAUUUAUUACAAAACUAUCAAAUGAAAGAGAUUCAUAUAAGAAAUAG